AUGUCUCUAAGGACUCAGAAUGAUACCGUAAUUGAUGAUGACGAUGAGUUCUGUCCACUAUGUAUUGAAGAAUUCGACUUAUCGGACAAGAACUUCAAGCCAUGCCCUUGUGGUUAUCAAAUAUGCCAAUUUUGCUAUAAUAAUAUUAAGACCCACAGCGAAGAGGGUCGAUGCCCGAAUUGCAGACGUGUUUACGAUGAAAAUACAAUUCAAUAUCGGGUCCCAGAUGCAGAUGAACUGAAGGCAGAUCUGGCGUUGAAACACCGCAAAGCAGCUGCUGCAAAGAAAAAGGAACAGGAAAGACGCGAAAUUGAAGCCUCGAGCCGUAAAAACCUCGCCGGAGUUCGCGUUGUGCAGAAGAACCUCGUAUAUAUCAUCGGGCUCAAUCCAACAAUUCGUGACGAAAGCCAAUUGUUACAAACCCUUAGAGGCGAUCAGUACUUCGGUCAAUAUGGCGAAAUAGAAAAGAUUGUUGUAAGCAAGGCCAAGCCGGGCGGUAACCCUAAUCAGGGAAUAGGAGUGUAUGUUACUUUUGCCAGAAAAAGCGACGCUGCCUCCUGUAUUGCCGUCGUCGAUGGUUCCACAAAUGGCGAUCGAAUACUAAGGGCACAAUAUGGUACAACCAAAUACUGCUCAUCGUUUCUGCGUAACGAACAAUGCAAUAACCGAAAUUGCACAUUCCUCCACGAGACUGGAGAGGAUAGUGACAGUUUUAGCAGGCAGGAUUUGUCUUCUAUGAAUACUAUUUCAUCUCAACGUCCUCACCCCAGCUAUUCUAGCAUACCUCCUUCCCAAUCUCGUGCGUAUCAGCAGUCGUGUCAGCCUGGGCCGUCAGCUCCCCCUGGUUUGCACCGCCAAAGCAAUAAGGACGAGGGAAAUAGACAGCAAACAAGUGACUCUACCGGUCUUCCGUCCUCAGCAAGUUGGGCAAAUAAAGAAAAUCUUGUGCAGCGCACGAGGCGGUCGAGCAUGGCGGCAAGCCGGGGUACACCGAGUCCAAAAUAUGCCUCAGCAACUGUCACGAAGUCGGAGGAAGCGAGGCAGGCAGCCGAAAAGCGACCUGAACAGGCAAUUGAAGCCUCUCGCCAGAAUACACCAACUCCAGGCCCUUCAAACUCCAGCCCGACACAGCCUGUCUCGGUGUCUCGGAUAAGACCUCCUGCGUCAUCAGAUGCAACUACCACUGUUCUUGACAAUCUGCUGAAAGCUAUCAACUCGCCCGAAUUUCGAUUCCAAUUUUCUCCUGCGGGUCUUCCGGCGGAUGAACUGGCGUAUAUCGAAAAUUACCCCUCCCUUAUCGACCCAUACGGCGGUGUGAAAAGGCGAGCUAUGCGCGAAAAGGCGGAGCUGGAAAGAGUAAAACAAGACGCCGAAGCUAAAAUGUUACAAGCUAAUCAACCCGAAGAGGAGAACCUCGAAGGUGGAAGUUCACAGCUGGGUGGCGAACCUGAAGACUCACAUCCUGGGGUAGGAAGUACCGGGCGGAGUGCCCGUGAGCAACAGGCUAUUCAACCACCAUCUCACCAAGCAGCUUCAUCAAACUCUGCUAUUGGGUCUCCGGUCGCCGCUGGCCGCCAGUUCCAAAGCUUGAAUGUGAAUGGGCGGGCUUUAAGUUCAUUACAGCAGCAGCAACUUAUGCUUCUAAAAUCUGCAAAUACCCAGCAAAGCGGUCUACUUGAUCAACUCCACGUCUCUUCCAAUAACGGCUACGACCAUAAUCCGCUUUCUCGAUCAAGUGCGUUUCAAAAUCAAAUGCCACCAAUGGGCUCCAUGACUGGCCAUACACGACAAUCUUCUCGAUUUUCAUUUCCUAAUGAGUCCAAUACCAAAGCUUCUAGCCACCGACUUCUUAAUCAGCAAACAGCCAUAAUGCAAGCCUCUAACCCUAAUCCGAUGACGGCUUCUAAUACUCAACAUGGGCUCGGCAGCCACUAUUUUACUAGUGGAGUGCAAGGCCCCCCUCCGGGUUUGAAGACAGCUGGAACUCCGCCUGUUAGUGGCGGCGGCAUGUUUGCUCAAGGCCAUGGCUUUACAAGUACUAUGAAUAAUAACUUGGGUCUUACCGUCAAGCAAGAUGGAAAUGCUGACUUGAUGCGCGAGCUUAUGCGCUCCCGAAAUGGCACAAGUGGCAUUGGUGUUCAGGGUUUAGAAGCAACAAAGCGUGAGUACAUUUCUUCUUUCAUUCACCAGCACAAUACUCCUCCCCCCCUGGCUCCCGUUUCAGGCCUUCUCAAUUCGCUCUACGGCCCCAACCCCGGGUUUUACCAGGACCCCGGGCCACAGAAGCAGAAGAAAAGGGGGAAGAAGCACAGACAUGCUAACACUUCCUCCGGUGGAGGCGGUGUAGUGGAUCUUGCGGACCCGAGUAUCUUGCAGGCGCGAAUGCACCAAAAUAAUGCGACUGCUGUUGCCGGACAGGGACUGUACGGGAGUCAGGGUCAAGUGGAUGAAGAUUUUCCUCCCUUGGCUCCUCCAAAAUCCGUGAUGGACGAUGUUCGAAUUUCAUCUAGGUCCCGUUUUUCUACAGGGUCUCCCGUGUCCUCAUUUGGAAAUAAAACCCCGUCAGUUCCACCAGGUUUACCACUUCCACACGGCCAUCCUACAACUUCUCUUAUCAACGAGUCCAGUGUGCCAUGCAGUCCAUCGCCGUCCAAAAGCCCCAUAACGAUGCAACCAGCAAUCGCUCCACCUCCAGGGCUUACCCCUCCUCGAAAAAGUCGUAAUUCUAUCAUAUCCAGAGAUUCUACGCCAGCGAUCCUUGAAUCACCAGCACUUCUGAGGUCUGUUUCUGCAAGAAAUCAAGCGGAAGUCUCUUCAGGUUCCCCUAAGUCGAAGAAUCUUGGCUCUAGUUCUAAAGAAACACGCUCUUCUACGUCUUCUAAAACUGCCGGGCGUGGAGUUGAAGACCCAGCACCAAUAAAAGCCGGCAAGAAUGGCGCGCGAGAGCAUCAUGGGAAACCAAAGCCCAUCAAGCUUGAUAUUUCGUUUAAUCACGCCUCUAGAGAAAUAUCCUCUCCAUCACAUAGUUCUGUUCCAUAUCAGCUCCCACCUCUUGCCGCAUCGAUCACUAGCUCUCGCCCAAAUACCCCCGCAUCUCGUAUAUCUGAUUCUCCAGCUCCACGCCAGCCACGAGUACUACGAGUGGUAGAUACGCCAAAAUCAGAAACCCUGUCAAUACAACCGCCCAGUGCUGCUUCUGGCUCGGUGACAGCAGGUAAGCAGCGGUCACGACGGCCUAGCAUUUCCUCCAUCAGUCGCCCUGCUACACCAGCGGAAGUCGGCUCCGAAUAUGACCUUUAUACCUCUGCAUCUGCAUCUCGGGCGAACUCGCCACCUCUAAGCAGGAUAGGCUCGGCACCUGUUCGUGCCAUGUCAAAAAAUCAAGUCAAAAAGCAAAGGAAAUUAAAAGCUGAACAGGCUGAAGCUAAAAAAGAGGAUGAUGUGGUCGUCACCCCGGUCGACGAUUCUGUCCAAGCACCCAUCCUUGGGAGGAAGCGCAAGACAAAAAAGCCCUCGAAGCGUGGCGUUGAUGUCAUUGAAGACGGCCAAAAGACCCCAUCCAUUGUAAAUGGAGAAGAGCAAGACAAAAUCAGCGUUACUACCACACCAAAGCAACCAGAGGCAGCACCCACAUCUUUAGCGGAAACCGAACAUGACGACGAGGCACCAGAAGUCCACGAACCCUGGCGCUCCAAUAACACCCUACAGCAGCUAUUGGUGGACUCUGAAGAAUCAGGUGCGGCAAUGAAGGACCUGUUCCUUGAAAGAACUGCUCCAAUACCUACUAUUCUUGCGCAGCUUUUUAACUCUGGAGAGCUGGAUCUUCAUAUUCACCCACUUUUUAACCCACCCAACCUCAACCAGCGUAUGGACAUGAAAUGCAACGCUGAUGACUACGAAUAUCUGAAACGACCAAUCGAGUUGACUGAAGAGCAUCGCAGAAUGCUAUUACGUGGAGAGCCAGUCCGCAUCAACGGUGGAUCCGACCUUUUGAAGCAUAGGUGUCUCAUAACUGCCAAAGGAUGCAUUUUGCGGCAUCUUUCUGCUGAUGAGGAAGAUCACUAUAUUGCUCUUGAAAAAAGCUUAAUAGCUGCAGCUGAUGCAGGCCAUGGAUAUCCAGUGUUUAUUGUCACAGAACCGGACACCACCAACCGAGGUGGUGGGCUAGACGCUCUGUUUGCGACCCCUGAAAAGUUCAAUAUUCGUUGGGUCGACGAUGAUGCUUCCCGGGGAGGCUUGAUCACUGGCACGACUGAAGAUCCUGCUAUUCUUUCAAAUUCAUCUAACCAAGCACCUGCUGCCACGCCUCCAAAUGUCUUCUCUGCUCUAGAAGCUGAUUCUGCUCGAACUUCCAGCUGGGCAAUCACCAAUAGCACGGAUCCUGUCAAUGUUACGGCGCCUCCUCGUUCGUUAGUAACAACCAAAGCUAUUGUUACUGGUGCUACUCUUGGUAUAGGUCUAGAAGAACUCAUGAAUGUACCUGACAGCGAGCUGCGUUCAAUGAUCGAAAAUGCCCAGCGUGACCUCGAGGUGUCUCGAAAGGACGUGGAUGCUGUGGAUAAGAAGGUCACUGCUCUGGUAAAGAGAAAUAAAAAGCUUGUGCAGCAGGCACUCUCAGCGGCAUUGGAAUUUGUCGCUUCUUCAGAUACGAAAACCCCAACCUAA
Molecule: messenger RNA, 4665 nt
Organism: Ophidiomyces ophidiicola
Lineage: Eukaryota; Fungi; Ascomycota; Eurotiomycetes; Onygenales; Onygenaceae
Gene: NOT4
Product: transcriptional repressor general negative regulator of transcription subunit 4
Exons: 6
Coding region: 1-4665 (1554 amino acids)
Biological process (GO): protein ubiquitination
Cellular component (GO): CCR4-NOT complex
Molecular function (GO): nucleic acid binding; ubiquitin-protein transferase activity
Source: RefSeq, a predicted model, not a curated record